AUGGUCGGCAACGGCAUCGAGGCGCCAUCGCAGCGGAAGAAGGUAUGCGUGAUCGGGGCCGGGAUGGCCGGGCUCGCGUCAGCCCGCGAGCUGCGACGGGAGGGCCAGGACGUGAUGGUGCUGGAGCAGCGCGGCGACGUGGGCGGGCAGUGGCUGUACGACCCGAGGGUCGACGGCACUGACCCUCUCGGCGCCUCGGAGCCGGUAAAGGUGCAUAGCAGCUUGUACGCAUCCCUCCGCCUCAUCAGCGCCCGGGAGACCAUGGGCUUCACCGACUUCCCCUUCGCGCCCAAGCCCAAGGACGGCCGUGACAGCCGCCGCUUCCCGGACUUCUGCGAUGCCUUCGGGCUCAUAGAGCUCGUCAGGCUCAACACCAGUGCUGCGCGUGUUGCCUUGGCGCCGGGUCCGACUCCGACGCGGCAGUGGACGGUGAGCUCCGUCGAUCUCGGCAAGUGCAAUGGUACCGAGGAGGAGGAGGAGGUGUUCGACGCCGUGGUCGUCGCCAAUGGCCACUACUCGCAGCCAAUAUUACCAACAAUCAAAGGCAUGCAAGUGUGGAGGGGAAGGCAGAUGCACAGCCACUCGUACAGGGUGCCGGAACAGUUCCGCGACGAGGUGGUGGUGGUGGUGGGGUGCGGCCUCAGCGGCAUGGAGAUCGCCAUGGAGGUCCGCGGGGUGGCCAAGGAGGUGCAUCUCGUCGCCAAAUCCAUGGAGGAGGUAACCCAAGGGCUCGCCAAGGUGCUCGCCAAGCAUAGCGUUAGCCUUCACCUACAACUUCACGUGGAGCGCCUGUGCCCGGACGGGCGGGUGGUGUUCGGCGAUGGCUCCAGUGUCCUCGCCGACACGGUCAUCUACUGCACAGGGUAUAAUUACGCUUUCCCGUUCCUGGAUACCGAGGGAGCGGUCACCAACGACGACAACCGCGUGGGCCCGCUGUUCGAGCACGUGUUCCCGCCGACGCUGGCGCCAUCACUCUCCUUCAUCGGUAUACCCAAAAAGGUAUUUGCUCCUUGGUUCUUCGAGGCUCAAGCGAAAUGGGUGGCGCAUGUGCUAUCUGGCAAGAGGACGCUGCCGCCAGAGGAGGUGAUGAUGCGAUCCGUGGAGGAGUUUUACCACGCCAGGGAUAUCGCUGGCGUGCCCAAGAAGUUCACCCACGGCGUCAGCUUGUUUGACAUCACGUACAAGAAUGAGUUCGGAUGUAAGUACUGCGACUUCCCAGGUGUGGAGAAAUGGCGUCAAGAGCUGCUGAUGUCGACGCUCGCCAACAUGGUAGACAACCUCGAGACCUUCCGCGACGACUACCAGGACAGCGACUCCAUCCGCAAGGGUGUGGAGGAGUAG
Triticum turgidum subsp. durum (durum wheat) is the source of this 1341-nucleotide messenger RNA. The record is from the annotation of a GenBank genome assembly. Lineage: Eukaryota; Viridiplantae; Streptophyta; Magnoliopsida; Poales; Poaceae.